This is a messenger RNA of Brienomyrus brachyistius, 1747 nucleotides long. It is a transcript of the gene onecut1, whose product is annotated as one cut homeobox 1. The record is from RefSeq and is a predicted model, not a curated record. NCBI's taxonomy places the organism in Eukaryota, Metazoa, Chordata, Actinopteri, Osteoglossiformes, Mormyridae. Bases 65 to 1438 code for a protein of 457 amino acids. Gene Ontology annotation, cellular component: nucleus. Gene Ontology annotation, biological process: regulation of transcription by RNA polymerase II. Gene Ontology annotation, molecular function: DNA-binding transcription factor activity, RNA polymerase II-specific; RNA polymerase II cis-regulatory region sequence-specific DNA binding. The transcript has 2 exons.
UUUCUUUGGACUUUUUUUGCGACGAACACCACAUAGAUGUUUUUUACACAAGAUUGCACGUAUAAUGAAUGCUCAGCUGUCGAUGGAGAACAUUGGCGAUCUGCAUGCAGUGAGCCACGAACAGCUGUCCGCCACCGCUGACUUGAUGAGCGGUACCAGUCCCCAUCACAGAAGCACGGUGACCCAUCGCAGCAACCACUUGUCAGCCCACGCGCGCUCCAUGGGCAUGGCAUCGAUUCUAGACAGCGGCGACUAUCAUCACCAUCGGCCCCCGGAACACGGUCUCGCUGGACACUUGCAUCCAGCCAUGACCAUGGCUUGCGAGGCUCCCCCCGGAAUGAGCAUGAGCAGCACGUACACCACGCUGACCCCCCUGCAGCCGCUGCCUCCCAUCUCUACCGUCUCGGACAAGUUUCCUCACCAUCACCACCACCAUCAUCAUCAUCACCCUCACCAGCGGAUUCCCGGUAACGUGAGCGGCAGCUUCACUCUCAUGAGGGACGAAAGGGGACUGGCGUCUAUGAACAAUCUGUACAGUCCUUACCACAAGGAUGUUGCCGGCAUGGGACAGAGUCUUUCCCCCUUGUCGGGGUCUGGGCUGGGAGGCAUACACAACUCCCAGCAGGGUUUGCCGCCUUACGCACACCCGGGUGCCACAAUGCCCACGGAGAAAAUGCUCACACCCAACGGAUUCGAAGCCCAUCACCCUGCCAUGCUAGGCAGACAUGGGGAUCAACAUAUGACCCCUUCUUCGGCCGCCAUGGUGCAAAUAAACGGAAUUCACCACCACCCGCACGCGCACCUGAACCCCCAGAGUCACGGUCAGGGCAUGGGCUCAACCAGAGAACCAAACCCGGGGUCUUUGCCUGGCUCGCAGGUCAACAGUGCAGGCAAUUCAGGGCAAAUGGAAGAAGUCAAUACCAAAGAAGUAGCGCAGAGAAUCACCACAGAGCUUAAAAGGUACAGCAUCCCCCAGGCCAUCUUUGCCCAGAGGGUGCUGUGCCGGUCGCAAGGGACCCUAUCUGACCUGCUAAGGAACCCCAAACCCUGGAGCAAACUCAAGUCCGGCCGUGAGACCUUCCGCAGGAUGUGGAAAUGGCUGCAGGAGCCUGAAUUCCAAAGGAUGUCGGCGCUCAGGCUCGCAGCUUGCAAGAGGAAGGAACAGGACCACGGCAAGGGAGAGAGGGGCAGCAUCUCCAAGAAGCCGCGGCUGGUUUUCACGGACGUCCAGCGGCGGACUUUACACGCAAUAUUCAAAGAGAACAAACGGCCAUCCAAAGAGCUGCAGAUCACCAUCUCUCAGCAGCUGGGCCUGGAGAUCACCACCGUCAGCAACUUCUUCAUGAACGCACGCCGACGGAGCCUGGACAAAUGGCUCGACGAUGGCUCCAGCUCAGCCAACUCCUCUUCCUCAUCUAGCACUUGUACCAAAGCAUGAAAGUUCCAGACUGAAAUCUCGGUGGAAAAGCUUUAAACUAAAAAAAAUACCUAUCAAAGACCAGGACCUCUAGACAGCAGCUUUGUCCUUAAUCUUGUUUGAAAGAAAAAUGAUAAUAGUGAUGUUUAUAGUAACCAAAAAAACCAAAGACUUCUUAUACUUGCGUCUUUCUUCUGCAACGCAUUUUAUUCAGACAUCUUGCAAAAGAGAGAGAAAAAAAAUCACAAAAAAUUCCCAUAUUGCCAGUCGCACUCUUUAGCCAUUUUUAACCUUCCAUUUCGCACCCUUCCUGUUCCUCAAUCCCCCUUC